CAGUGCUGCGCGGGCGCGCCGGUUCAAACGCGAUGGCGGCUGAGGCGGCUCAGGGCUGAGGGGGAGCGACCUCCGCCCGGCCCCUUCACUCUCCCGCCACUGCCUUGGCAGGAUGUCUGCGCACAGGAGAGACCCCGGCACCGCGGCGGCGGGCGGACAAGCGCCUGUAGUUAAGCGGAAAGGAGGAAGAACGGUGCAGUCUCGUUACCUGCAGUACGACAGGAAGAACACCGAGAAGGGUGCUUCAGCAAGUUCCUCUUCAUUGUGUGCUGCCCCACCAUCUUCUGCAGCUAAACCAAAAUCAGUUCUUUCUCAGAAACAUGAAACUUCUGUUGGUGUUGGCCAUAGCUUAAGUCAGAGUAUCUUUGAGAAAGAUGACUUGCAGUCCACCUUAUUAGAUGAAGAAAAAAUUAAAAGACCAGACCUUGAUCUCUCAGCUAUUAAUGAUAAAACUGUCCACAAGAAGAGUGAUUGUUCAGAAUCGGCUGAAGAAGGAGAUGCACAGACACAGACAGACAAAACCGGAGCAGAAACUGAUUCCAGUGAUUCAAUGACAGAGCUGGAAUCUGAGACACUACUUUUAACUUACUUAAGAAUAGAGGCAGGAAAAAAUCUUGCCAAGCUGGAGGAAAAAGCAGAAAAAAACUUGAUGAUGUUGUGUGAAGAAAAGCAGAGACAACAGGAGAAGCUCUUGGAGUUAAAACGUGAAAUUCUGCUUAAAGAGAGAGAGCAGAAGCUCAGUGAAACAUUAGACAAACAGAUUGAAGUGCUGUCUCCCCUUGUUCCUGUCUGUGAACAGUUUCAAAAGCAAUAUAAAAGCUUUGCAGCUUCCCUGGAUGCCACUAGACAUGAAUUACCCAUAAAGAACAUUCACAUAGAAGGAGAUAAGCAAGCAUAUCUUGAUCAGCUGGGAAAGCAAUUAAAGAUCACACGGGAGCUUCUGACAGAAAUUAUGCCAAGCCACUCAGAAGACUGUGCAAAAGCACUUACUGCACUGAAAGAGCUUAAAGAAGUGUCUCAGAAACUGGAUAAAGAGCUUCAAAGGAGCUUCAGAGAAGUGCAGAACCUGUCGUUUGAAGUCAGUAAAGAAGUUUCUCUGCAUAACCAAAGUGUGUGUGAAGAGAAGCACGGGCUAGAUGUUAUGAGACGCUGGUAUUUCAACUAAGUUUCUGUAUAGUUUUACUGCUGGGUAGGUACUAGCUCAAUGCCAUUGGACAUGCUAUCCUUUUGCUUCUUGUAUGAACAUACAACUUGCCCAGUUUUUCAGUUAUAUGGGGAUGUGAAACCAGCAGCACAAAUACAGAAAAUGGAGCGUUGUUCUGCCUGCUGUCCCAUCAGGACACAUCACAGCUCUCUUUUAACAUGUAUUUCUGUGACAGCUGUUUCAUCACUUUCUGCCUUGACAAUACUGAAAAGUAAAUAAUAAUAA
Neopelma chrysocephalum (saffron-crested tyrant-manakin) is the source of this 1429-nucleotide messenger RNA. RefSeq names its product HAUS augmin like complex subunit 8 (gene HAUS8). The record is from RefSeq and is a predicted model, not a curated record. Bases 113 to 1165 code for a protein of 350 amino acids. The transcript is spliced from 10 exons. Lineage: Eukaryota; Metazoa; Chordata; Aves; Passeriformes; Pipridae.